AUUCUAACGGUGUCGAAAUAUUCUAAAGUUGUGAAAAUAGCAAAUUACCUAUUCUUCCAAAUUUCAUGUCUGUUUAGGCGAAUGAACAUUUACUCGAUCAAUAUGUAUUUUACGUAAGUAUAUCAGCUUUGAAAAAUGGAGGCAAUAUCAGAAAACCAGUCAGAUUCUAUUGAAAACUUGGACACCACAGCAGAUUGUAACCAUCCAAAAGAAGCCGUAUCAUAUCCAUUUAUAUGUGGAAUCUGCUCUGAAAAAUUUGACAAUCUUAGGACAUUUCUACGUCAUUUUAGAUGUCACAGUACUUUAUCCAGGAAUAGUUUCAAUGUUUGCAGUUGCCUGUAUGAAGAUGAUACAAAUUUGGAGAUCAACAGAAAAAAUGAAUCUUUCGAAUGUAGAAUUUGCAAGAGUAAAUUCUCCUCAAUUUGCUCUAUACAUAGUCAUGUCUUAAAUUGUUCAGCAGAUGGGUCGUAUAUAUUUGAUAACACAAAGAAAAUGGUGUACCCAUUAAGUUUGCAUUGUUCUUACUUUGAAAGCAGGGAAAAUGAUACGGGUGAUAGUAUCGAAGAAGAUUAUGAUAAUCUAACUGAGAAGGAGACAGUUGAUGAUAAAAGUGAUGGUAGUGUUUCUGAUAUGAUGAGCAGAGCAGAAAAAGUAGAUCAUAUCCUAAGGACUGUAUGUAAAUUAUAUGAAAAAAGCAAAACUGAGGAAAAUGUGAAUGGAAGAAAUAUUGAUGGUAAGAAAGCAGAAAAGAAGAGAGGUAGACCAAAAAAGCAUCAUAUAACAAAUGGAAUACCUGAAGCAGCAAAUGUUGAAACAGAGAAAAAGAAAAGAAGGAAAAGUGCUGUUAAAGAUGGUAAGGAAAUUGAAGAAGAAAGAACUAAAAAUCAGGAAAUAAAAGAUCAUAUUGUUGUUAAAGUUGAAGUGGAAGAAAGUAAUGUUUGUAAGGAAAAUUCCGACAAUAAUAAAUCAGGGAAUUUCAACAAUAUGUGUAAUAUAUCUGGUACACAUAAUGAUGCAAAAGAUGAUGAUGAUGAUGGUGGUGAUGAUGAUAAUGAUCUGACUGAUGAAUAUACACCAGAUGAAAAAGAUCUAGGCAAUAAACCUGAAAGGUAUAAGAAAGGUUUUGAAAAGAAAAUCUCACUUAGACUUGCACAACUUGCAAAAGAACUAAAUAAUCAUGAUUUAAAAGAAAGAAGGAAGAAGUCAAAAAGUUCAACUAACAAAAGUUUGCAACCUAAAAGGAGUUGUUUACAAAAAGCAGAGGAGGAAUGUCCUCACUGUGGGAAGUUCCUUAAACCAUAUAAAUUGAAAGUUCAUUUAAUCAGUCAUAUGGAAGACCGCCCAUUUCAGUGUGACUUGUGUCCAAAGUCAUACAAAUAUCAAGGUCAUCUGGAGUCCCACAAGGCAUCGCAUCAAGAAGUGAAACCGUUCUAUUGUGAAAUGUGUGGAAAGGGAUAUGUCACAAUUACAUUGUUGAAGCAUCAUUCAAUGAUGCAUCAUUCAGACUCCAAACCUUGUGUAUGUAGCAUCUGUGGGGCUAGCUUCAUUACCAAUUAUAAGUUGAAAAGGCACAUGACAAAACAUACAGGUGAGAAGUCUGUACAGUGUGACUUGUGUGGAAUGGGAUUUUCAACACGCUACAAUCUCAGUGUGCAUAUACAGGGUGUACACAAAAGGGAAAAUCGGUUUGCUUGUCAGCAGUGUGGCAAACAAUUCAUGACAAACUAUCAGCUCAAAGUUCAUACAAUGAAGCAUUCAGGUGAAAGGCCAUACAAGUGCGCUCUUUGUAGAGCUGAAUAUAUAGAACGUAAAGAACUGAGACGUCAUUUGAAGAAAGUACACAAUCUACCAUUGGAGGAGAGCACCAAUGCACUAUCAGAGUUGCUGGAGGGAUACGAUGCAACAAAAGCAGCUUCAACAAAAGUUGGCCAUCAGAUCUCAUCAUUCACAGGUCAAGUCUACAAUCAGAUAUUUGAGCAGGCAGAAGCUACUACAGCCUCGGAUUACAUAUCAGCGGGCAGCGAGAAUGCAUUUACUUACACUACGGGAGACGAGUGUAGUUCAUCACCUUAUUAUCCCGUUAUCAAAAACACCAGUGUGAAAGUGCUCCCAGCGAGGGACUAUCAGAUGGGGUACCCGAAUACUCACGAUUACCAUUAUGAUAAUUCAGCGGAGGAUCUUGCUGUACCAUUGACGGUUCAGGAAAUACAUGAUAAUUCUAGAUACCAUACUUCCAUAAAUGAGCAUUGUGCUGCAAAGGAUUUAUCUAAACACAGGGAUGAAAAAGCGAAUUUAAAUGGUACUACACAGCAUGAUAUGGGUGCAAAUAAACAUCUGGCAAAACAUGGUAAAGAAGGAACAGUCGGGUCAUGUGAAAAAAUUGAUCCAAAUUUUACAGUUCUGUGAUGUUCUGUUGUUGUCUUCUUUAUGUUGUUAAGUUAUGAAACUAAAUACUUGUUAAAAUUUCUGAAUGUAACUUUGUUGGCAUUAGAUAUUUAUGCCGCCUUCAGAGAAGAUGGGGUAUAGUAUUUUGCUCAAUCGGUCCGUCUGUUUGUAGACUAUUUGGUUUCCUCUCAAUUACUAGAGAAUGCUUGGGUCAGCAGAGGAUGAUUGCCUCUGGUCAGUAGAUAAUCCUUUAUGUUUGGGGUCAGUAGGUCAAAGGUCAAGGCCACAAUGACCUUGAGACCGAGAACAGUUUCCCCUAAAUAACUAUAGAAUGCUUUGGCUUGCAGUUAUCAGACUUCAUAGGGUAAUUGCCACUGAUUACAAUGUAGUAUAUGACUCCUAUUGUUAGUAGCUUAAAGGUCAAGGUCACACUAUCCUCAAGAGUGAAAAUCCUUCGGCCUAAUACCUUUAAACUUCAAAGGUCAAGGUCACAUUGACCACUAGACUUAAAACAUUUCAGCUUAAUAACUGAAGAAUGCUUGUGCCUUUUAACUUUAUAGAAUUACUCUUUUUGAUCAGCAAAUUAAAGGUCAAGAUAAACAACAUAAUUACAUACCCAUUAUUGGUGGGUUGAGGGCAUAUGUGCUUUACAAACUGCUCUCCUUUACAUUUGACUUAUUUUUAUACUGAAAAUUUUAUUUAUGAACAUCAAAUGCCUUUCAAAUAGUUUAACCAACUAACUCAUUAGGUAUAUAUCCAUUAGGACAAGGUUUUAUUAUUUUGGAGGUACAGCUUGUGUUUCAUAGCACAUUCAUUUUUCAGUGGUUUUCAUGAAGAUACAUACACAGUGAUUAUGCUACUGUAAGAGCAGUCAGAUGGUGGACUGCGGGCAGAGGGAGCAUAAAAUUGUUGAUUUGUUUGCCAUCUGUCCUUAAAUCUUUAUCUAAAUUACUCCCAUAGUUUUUAAGGGAUUUGGACCAAACUUACACAUAAAUAUAAAGUGAACUAAAUAUUGUAAGAAUAUGAAAGUUCCUUGCUCAGUUUAUAGCAGCUCGAAAUUUUAUAGAAGGCAUAAUGACUCUUUUUACGGUUCAGAAAACUAACAGAACAUAUCACUAUGUAAUGAACUCUAUUAUACCGCCAGAUCAUACAUGUACCAUGUCUAGUUUAGGUGUAAAAGCUGUUUUAGUUUUGCAAUCCUUUUCUCUAGAGCUUUGAUAUUUGGCAUGUGAUAUAAGGGUUUAACUCUCUUUAACCAUACUUGUCCAAAUUAUUGCCCUAAGGUAAAAAAACUGGCCAUGCCCCUUUGUGUGACAUAGGCUUUUAUGUAAAAAACCUUGAAAAUCAAUAAUAGCUAGAGCCUUUAUAUUUGGUGUGUGAUAUCGGAUUUCAUUUGUAAUUUGUACCAUAAUUGUUCAAAUUAUUGCCCUAGGUUCAAAAAUUUGUGUGACAUGUAUAUAAUAUACUGUAAAAGCACAUAUUUUUGCGGGGUCAAAAUUCCAAGAAUUCGAAAAUAUGAGUAUGUUCGCGAGGUUUAAUAUUCACGUUGUAAAAAAAGUAUCCUACUUGAAUUUGAAUUAUACUAAUGGUGAAUAUUUACGCGAUGAUUAAUUUUCACGAGAUGUAGGAUCUCGCGAAUAUAGCGAAAAUUAAACCCUCGCGAAAAUUUCUGCUUUUACAGUAGGCUAACAUAGAAGAAACCUAACUCUGUACUUAUACAAACACACUUGAAGCCUUGUACACAGGUGAGCACUUUAGGGUCAAUGACUCUUGUUUUCAAGUAGGGGCACUAGGGACUUCUUCGAGGCAGGAAGAGCUUAAAAGGGAAAUACUAUUAAAGGUACAGCCUGAGAUAUCAUCAUCAAACUUGGUCUACAGCAUCAUUAGAAGGUCCUUUAUUCAUUUUGUUCAAAUUGGGGCAUUUGGCCGUUUUAGGGCCACUUGAUGCCUUGAAACAACUUUUUCUCAUGAAGCUAUUAAUGCAUCUUCCAUCAAAUCUGGUGUGGAGCAUUAUAAAGUCCACUUUUUUGGCUCAUCUUGUGAAAUUUAUGAUCGUUUGUUGUCUGCUGUCCAUCGUCUUUUGUUCACUUUCUGUAAUGAACAUCUCCUAAGCUGCCAAAUGUCACAGGAAUGUUCCUUGUGGGGUUCCCCUUCAGAUUCUUUCAAACCUAGGCCAUCCAUGCAGAAUUCUGGUUGGCAUGGCAUCCUUAAGGAAACUUUGAAAAUCUUCUCCUCAGAAACUGAACGCCUGAUUUUGGAUUAAUUUUUCAAAAAUGUUCCUUUGGUGACAAUAUACCAAAGUCCUUGAAAUGAUUUUUUCUUUAAAACACAUGGCUGCCAUGGGUCAGGGCUAGUUUCCCCAAUUUUGCUAUAUACUAGUAGUAAAUUUGGAAAAUCUUAGAAAUGGCUGGCACAAUUUCAAAAUUAUUUCACUGCAAUUUUCAUUGAGUGGCUCUACCAAAUUCAUUCAAUGGCCCUUGUUCCACUUUAAAGCUGUCAAAUAGCCUUUGUUUUGCGUAGAACAGGGAAGGGCAAAAAUCCAGAUAUUUGAAAUAUUGUUCCUUAUUAUCGGAAAUUCGUUAUUAUAAUGUUUUGUUUGUUUUAUGUAUUUUUUCAUUAAAUAAAGACUUUGUCUUACCAUGAAUGUGUCUAAUCUGAAGAUUGUUUGUAUGUCUAAUAUAAUUGUUUGUUAGGUUUUGAAUUUCAUGAGUAAUUUAAGAUGAAAUUAAUAAAAUAGUUUGAAA
Molecule: messenger RNA, 5129 nt
Organism: Mercenaria mercenaria
Lineage: Eukaryota; Metazoa; Mollusca; Bivalvia; Venerida; Veneridae
Product: zinc finger protein 112-like
Exons: 6
Coding region: 136-2406 (756 amino acids)
Biological process (GO): regulation of DNA-templated transcription
Molecular function (GO): DNA-binding transcription factor activity, RNA polymerase II-specific; RNA polymerase II cis-regulatory region sequence-specific DNA binding
Source: RefSeq, a predicted model, not a curated record